This is a messenger RNA of Cladocopium goreaui, 624 nucleotides long. The record is from the annotation of a GenBank genome assembly. NCBI's taxonomy places the organism in Eukaryota, Dinophyceae, Suessiales, Symbiodiniaceae.
CACAGCACAUUGGUCAAGUGCCCCUGCGGGCCAUGAACUAUCGGCGGAGUAGGGAGGCAUCAUCCAUUUUUCUGGGAACAAGGAGGUUGAGACAAUGGUUGAUUGGAACCAUAGCCAUAGGUGCUUUCGUGGCAGUUCAGGUCUUUGCAUUUGUCCAGAGAAGCCAAACUGCCCUGAGGGCGCGGAUCCCACCUGAAGCUGACGAGAACCAAGAGUGGCAUCCCCUUCUGAGAAAGGGAAGGCCACCGUCUCCGCUGAAGCUGCCGGCAUCAUUUGAGGCAUUAACUUCCCUCUCGAUCUACACUGCUCCAAGGCUGGAUGCUGAUUUGAUUCCUGGCCGCGUAGUUCAGAAGGGGACACAUUUCUCUGUGGAGGAGGUUGUCUUUCAAGGGAAGCUGCGCGGGCAAGAUGUGAUCUUUCUGAAGCCAAAACGAGCUACAGGCUGGCAACAAUACGCCCCCUGUGAAGGUAUACUACAAAGCUUCGAGAAAUAUGCCAGAUGAUGGGGAGGACUAUGGGCAAGGAGGAUGGUUGUGUGACUUGGGCACCGAGAAGGGGCCCUGGUUCUGCAGGAAACUGGUUAAAAGACUCCGCGUCUGAACUGCAGGAUGUGGAUGCGAAAAA